AGCCUGACAGCAGGCGCCAUGGUCAACGGCACCGCCGUCAUCACUGGCCCAACAGCGACAGGCACUGUCAACGCAAACGGCACGGCGGCAGCGAGCCCGUCGCCGUGUGUGCCCGGAACGGUGCUGGGAAGUUUCAUCAUCAGCGCCCCAAACAUCUCCUCGAUCUUUCUGGUGGGUUCGACGGUGACGAUCACCUGGAAGUACUCGCCGACGGUCACGAAGCCGCCCAAGACCAUCAACGCCUUCUACCAGGACGUCUCCAUCACCACCACCUGGAGUAACAAGAUCGGCAUCGGCCUCACCACCACCAACAACACCCUCCAGUGGACCAUCCCGCCGCUGCUCGAUGGCAAGUACGAGGUCCGGCUGGUGCCCGACGGCAAGGAGACCUUCAACAUUCCGCAGGACCAGAUGCCGUGCUUCUCCAACGGCGAAGCUCUGCCGGCCGUCUCCGGCGCAUUCUCGAUCCAGAACCCAAUCUAUGUCAGCCCGACGGUGGACCGAUUCCCGCCCAACACUUCGCAUGCUGUUCGCAGCGGACCAGCGCCGGUUUUGCAUGCGGGCACGCUGUGUCUUUUGGCCGUGUGGCUGUGGCUCUGUCGGGCGAGUCGGCUGUGGAUAUGA
This is a messenger RNA of Polychytrium aggregatum, 624 nucleotides long. RefSeq lists its product as uncharacterized. The transcript has a single exon. The annotation marks the transcript as partial. The record is from RefSeq and is a predicted model, not a curated record. NCBI's taxonomy places the organism in Eukaryota, Fungi, Chytridiomycota, Chytridiomycetes, Polychytriales.